Molecule: messenger RNA, 705 nt
Organism: Dictyostelium discoideum AX4
Lineage: Eukaryota; Evosea; Eumycetozoa; Dictyosteliales; Dictyosteliaceae
Gene: ponJ
Product: ponticulin-related protein
Exons: 1
Coding region: 1-705 (234 amino acids)
Cellular component (GO): plasma membrane
Source: RefSeq, a predicted model, not a curated record
AUGAGAUUAUUAAAUAAUUUAAUUUUAAUGGUUGUUUUAUUUGUUGCAGUUUCAAAUGCCACUACAAAAUUUACAUUCAAUACCUUCUCAGUUAGAAAUACCGAAGAUCAAACAUGUUUCACUAAAACCGCUAAAACAACAGAUGAUAGUACAAAGGUUGAUAUUAAUAAAUGUACAGUAGGUUGUGGUGGUUCAAUGAAAAUUCGUAAAGGAACCAAAUCUCAACAAUAUCAAUUCGAAUUGUUUAGUUCUACAGAUUGCACUGGUGAAACAACAUCAAAGGUUUUAUUCGUUUGUCCAAAUCCAUCAAUUGAUGCAAUUUCAAUUAAAUCAACUUCAAACACUAUUAAAUGUGGUACUCUUCCACCAGAUUCUGAAAUCAAAGAAGAUGAUACUGCAACUGCUGUUGUAAAUGAUGAAAAUAAUAAUGAAACCAAAAAUGAACCAAAAACAAAAACAAAAUCAACUCCAAAAUCACCAUCAACACCAAAAACAAAUAAUAGUAAUGAAGAUUCAGAUUUAACAACUUCCUCCUCUGAUUCAUCUUCUUCAACAAAAUCAUCACCAAAAUCCAAAUCCUCUACUGAAGUCAAUGAAAAUAAACCAAAAUCAGACAAUGAAACUGCUGAAGGUAAUAAUGCUUCUUCAAACAUUGCAACUUUCUCACUUGUUAUUAUUUCUUUAUUAGUUGCUUCUUUAUUUUAA